AUGCCAACAACUUGCGGAUUCCCAAACUGCAAAUUCCGUUCCCGCUAUCGUGGUCUCGAGGACAAUCGUCAUUUUUACCGCAUUCCCAAAAGACCGCUUGUUUUGCGACAGAGGUGGUUGACAGCGAUUGGACGGACCGAAGAGACCGUAGUCUCGCAGGUAAUAUACAAAAUACAAAAAGCUCGGCUUCUGUAGCCCACUAUUCGGUUGGCCGGAAAAGUGAAAACUUGGCGUGCAUGGCUCGACGAUUUCUAAUUUGAGAUCUAACCAAACAAAAGAAACAUUUCCUGGUAUCGACAGAUCUGUCGACACUGAGAACCCGAACAAAAACGUCAUGAAUUACUCGCGUCAUGUCGUGGGCAAAAAAGAAAAGAACAAUUUUUCACUCACAAAAGCAAGUGAUUCAAUUUCCGAUCUUCAGCUCCGAAUCUGCUCGGCCCACUUUGAAGGCGGCGAGAAGAAAGAAGGAGACAUUCCAGUGCCAGAUCCGACGGUUUGAUCUGUUGAAACCAGUGCGGUUGAAAAGCUCUGUUGUUUUUAGGUGGAUAAGCAGAUCAAAAUAGAGUUGCCGCCGAAAGAGAGCAAAAAUAGUGAUCGGCGGAGGAAGCAGAACAUCCCAGCGAGAUUCCCACGUCCCGACUCGCCUUCAGGUCAGUUUUCUUGUAGAUGUGUUUCUUGCCAGCUGGAUUUCAGUAUUUUGCAUCUAGAAUCUAAAACUUAGUUUUCAAAUGUAGUUGCAUAACUUUUUUUCAUGAGCUUUUAUGUUACUUUUAAGGAAAUCAAUUAGCAGUUUUUUUUAGGCGACAGUCCGUCCUACUCAAAGAAAAGUCGCAGUUUUCGUGACUUCUACCCGCCAUUAUCAUCCACUCCAUCAUUCGGUUAGUUCCGUUUUUUAGAUUCAGUGUGGUUCAGAAGUGAAAAAAGCGAGAAGACGAGUCCGUGGGCGACAGCGUUGGUCAACAAGUUAGAUACCCAUAUCUUCAGUGUCUUAUAGGAAAGGCAACAGCAGGCGGGGGUUGCUUCUUCAAUGAACCACUCACGUCGCUACUCCAUUUUAUUGGAGCAUAAAAUGCGAAAAAAGCUCCUUAUUCACAGCCUCUCGCUCCCUUUUGUCUUAUUGUCGAAUGCUCUCAAUUGUCGUGUCAGAUGUCCAAACGUGUCCGUGUUGUGUAUGAGUGUGUGAAACAUUAGUUUGCCAAUUUCAACUGAAUCGGAUAUCUCGCGCAUCGAUCUUCGCAACCUUCGCUUCUUGACUUGACGCUUCCUCCUUUCUGCCAUCAUCCAAUCACUUUCUGAGGGGGGGGGGGUUCAAACUGCUUUCGCUAAUCAUUUGUGACCCCCCUCAAAGACCGUCAUCACUAAUUCGGCUAGUAGCUUCUCUGGAUUCUAACGUGCGUAAGAGACUUCAAAUCGGUUUGCAGAAGGAUUACAUGUCAAAUAUACAUACACAAAUGUCGUGGGUCUGACUGACUGUGAGAGUAACCAAUCAUCGGUGGAGUAGAGUACAAAGCGGAUGCGAAUUCAGACGCGCACACACAUGCAUUGCGUGAUACUCCUGGGUGCCGGACUCUCACUAAUUCCAUUAUUCAUCAUUUGGGAAUAGAAAUAGGGGAUAGGAAUAUGAGUAUGGGUACAACAGCUGCUCGAAUGAUUCUUCCUUCCCUGCGCGGCAUUAUCCUUCUUUGAUCUUGGAGUCAAGCCUAGGUGCACACAGAAAUUCGCCGGCAGGCUUAGUCUUUAUCCCGAAUUUAAUGUGUUCAUUUCGUAAUUCGAGAAUGUCCUCUCAAAUCUGCAUAUAUCCCGAAGAACCCAUAAUUUCAUUCCAUAUUUAUCUAUUUUCAAUUGAUCAUACUUCUAUUUGUCAAUGACUCCUUCCAGCGCCGCCCCAGUUAUUGAGUAGGGACCAUGGCGCUUCGUCCAUUUUUGUCUCUUUCUCCUCCUUCUUUUUUCCCUCCCACCAAAUGAUGUGGUGCGGAUUGUAAUACUCUCAAAAGCUCAUGAAGAAUCCGGGGACCACAUAUAUCCGCAACAAACAACUUCUUCGAAUUCUCUUUUCGGGGGCUAAAAGGAAAAAAGAGAAGAAAAAGAAGAAGAAGGAGGGGUAGGCGCGGCCGCGCCGGUCGGUCGGUCGGUUGGUGCACAACGCUUCUCAAUUCACUGCAUUCCCCUCAGUCUCCUGCUUUUCGCAACGUUAAUAUCGUCUGUGUUUUUAUGCAGUCUCAAUGCCAACCAACCCCACAGGUGUUCCUCUCCAUUUCUUCCUCUUAGAUUUUCUCAGGUUCUUUUGGUAUGCGGUGCCUCGAUUUGGGGGCCUCUUCAACUAUUCUGGUUGGCUGGCGAGCACAUCGAGUGCGACUAAUUAGGAGCACAGAGGGCCCCCGUCUCCUCCUCCGUCUAUUACAUAAGUUGACUGGCUUAGAGCCUCCGACAAGUGUCCGCUCCAGUCACCCACAAUUGCCCGGCUUGCGCAUUGAGGUUCAACUUAUCACACAUGCGGGACCCGCCGACUCCUCUCCAUAUGGACAUCAUGUCUCUCUUCUUGUGCUCCCUCCCGUCGUCUUUUCUUUCGACUCAACCUUCCGCAACAUCAUUUCAAUUCCUAAUACAUUCUGUCGUAUGUGCUCGUCUUCACCGCAUUCUCCAAAACCUAUUCCUCUUCUUUUUGUCACAUUUUCACAUUUUCUUUUUGCUUCGUCUGUUAUUUCAACAAUACGUGUUGAAUUUCAAUAGGCGUUUUGAGUAUAUAUUAUUCUGCGCCCGUCUCAAUGACACCCCCGUCCCCCCUCCGUCCUUUGACUGAAUGCGAAUAUGAAGCCAGAUAGUGUCAUCAUUUCUAGCAACUUUCUCUUUCCUCUUUUUUGCCUUUUUCUUAGUUUUUGGACAAGAGUUCAGAGAUCCCAAUACAAUCAGAAUUCUCGAGGGACAGUCAGUUAAUCCCAUAAUCCAACUUUUGUCAAACUUCAAAUCUCAAAAAGUUAACGUUGAAACUUAUAAACGAUUGACCGGGAUGAGAAGUGUUCGGAAAAAACUAUGAAAACUAAUGACGCGUCACAUCGGGCACCUGCGAAAAGAGUGGAUGCAGACGUAUUUUCCGUUCCGCUUGUCCAACAUCUGCACUCGGUCAUCAUUCCAUUUCACUGGCUGUUCACCGCCCGUCCUAAGACGCAUUCCGAGAGCUUAUUUUUUAACAACAUUAUUCUCAGUACUCGCUACUCCUAAUUCUGAAGAAAAAAUGAAGGAGCCUUUCUGUUUUUGUCAAUUUUUCAUUUCGGCCGGAUAUGUUCUGUUCUGUUUUUUCAGGCGGUUAGCACGAGGAAGGACAUGCAAGAAUCUGCUUUCUUGUCCAAUUAUCUCAUAGACAUUAUAAUUUCUCUAUUUCUUUCCGAUCAUCUUCUUUCUGUUUGUCUUCCUUCACCGACUUUCUCGUUCCUUUUUGCACUUUGUAAGAUUUUCACGAAAGUGUUUUAGACUGAACUGCAUUUUCUCCCCCCGGUAAUCAUAACUCGUGAUGGGUGGUGAAAGCAAUGGUACUAAACCGACGGGCUCGCAAAAGCGGAAAAGAAGUAAGUUAUUGCAUCCGUCGUCUUUGAAACGGAAGAGAUGGCUCCGUUCUCUUGGCUUCCGCCCCCUCCCCCCACGAAGACUCAAUUACUCAUCCAUCUCUCGGCCCGUUCGCUCCAAUGCCACCUCUCUGCCCCCUUUAUGCUUGCGGUCGGCACCCCCCAACUCUUCUUAUCGCUGGCCACUUUCUAGCCAUCAAGAUAAAAACAAAGUUGAAGUGGUGGCCCGAGCCGAAUGAAAAAAGGGAGAAGAAAGAGAAAAAGAAGGGAGAAGUAGUGGCGGACCCCCGUUGUUGUUGUAGACGUCGUCCGGCGGCUUGGCGCUUCUUCACCAUUUUCCCAUUGCAGUUGCUCACAUAUCUAAUUCAUGUCAAAUACUGGUUAGCUGCACGACACACAUGCGCACACAUAUAUUCUCUCACACAUAUAGAGACAGAAAGAGCGACACGCGGUGAGGAGAAGCUUCCUGAUGAAAACCAAAUCGGGUCGCAACUUUUGGAAGGGAAAUACCUGGAAGAGUUGACAGCUGGAUUGAGGGAAAUGAUUGUUGUAACUACAGAGAACGGAACACACUUGUUCUCAGAAGCAACCAUCUGUUGUGCGUCUGUGAUAAAUAACCUUUUUCAUUGCAAUUCAUGAGCUAACUUUCUCAAAGCCAAACCCGUCAAUCGCGUGCUAUGGCCCGUGACACGAAUGGCAAUAAAAUUAAAAGAUGGGGACACGAUGUAGAUGAAAAAAAGAUGGAGGGAGCAAAUCGCAGUACUAAGUCACCAUAAGGCUCUAUAAUGAGGCAAAAACAUGGUUCAUUAUUCUCUUCGGACAAGAUGUCCGUCGUGUCUUCUUGAGCCAAGUCAAAUUGCAGAAAGAUUACACCGAGCCGCCCAGACUAAAGCCCUUUUUUUUCUCACAUCUCUUUGUUCAGAUCCAGCUCAAAGCCCGCAAACGCCUCAUCAGCCAGCUCUUCCGGAUCCUCAGCAAGCGCUCAGCGAUAUUUUAAGCAGUAAGUUAAUACGCUUGAUUUAUUCAUGAUUUUCAUUUAAAAUACAUUCUGAGAAUAUGUUGAGAUUCUCAGUACUACUCUAUUUUUAGUGACCAACACAAGAAUGAAUGGACCUUCAAGUUCGCGACCACUAGUUGCUCUUCUGGAUGGUCGGGACUGUGCUGUUGAAAUGCCGAUACUGAAAGACGUGGCAACUGUAGCAUUCUGCGAUGCGCAAUCGACCCAGGAGAUUCAUGAGAAGGUGAGCCGCCAAGUGUGUAAACAGAAGCAGCAGUCGCCCCUAGUCGUCGUUUCCAUCAUAUCCUUUCCCAUGGAAUUCAAUUUCGUUGCUCUUCAAUGUCAAUCAAGAGAGAAGCUUGAAAACAAUAGGAAACUAGGGGUCAGCUCCGUCACGACUCCAUUUCUCAUUGUCAAUAAUUGCCUUUUACAAAGAUGCCGAAUGCCAAAAUGCCAGUACGAAUAAUAUUUACCGCCACCGAAACAUCUGCAAUCGGGGUGUCAGGGAAAUGCUUUAUUUCCUGAAAAGGGGAAAGGGGAAGUGGAAGGGCAAUGAAAACAAAAAACAAAACAAAGCUUGCUCUCUUAUCCCUUAGAAAAUAAAGACAACGAGUAUUUUCAGGUUCUGAACGAAGCUGUCGCGGCACUCAUGUAUCAUUCCAUCAAAUUGGAGAGAGAGGACCUGGAAAAGUUCAAAGUGCUCAAAGUUGUUUUCCGUAUCGGGUACGGAAUCGACAAUAUUGAUGUGAAAGCAGCCACAGAGCUUGGUAAUAAACCGGAGAGUGUAUUUGAUGAGAAUGCAAUUAUUUCAGGAAUUGCUGUGUGCCAUGCACCUGGUGACUACGUCGAAGAUGUUGCCGACUUCACACUUUCACUCAUCUUGAACUUGUACCGUAGAACGUACUGGCAUGCCAAGUCUUUCAGCGAAACCAGAAAGGUACAUUCAUUUCAAUCUAUUCCAAGCGCAACCUCUCAUUUUCAGACGAUUGGUGCUGAUCAAGUGCGUGAGAACUCUGUCGGAAGCAAGAAAAUGCGUGGGAGUGUGCUUGGGAUUUUGGGCUGUGGAAGAGUGGGAACCGCCGUGGGCCUGAGAGCCAAAGCAUUUGGGCUACAUGUUAUUUUCUAUGAUCCAUUCGUAAAAGAGGGACUUGACAAAGCAUUGGGUUUUGAAAGGUGUGAUGGAUACAAUAGUAUGCAGUAGUAACUAUAAAUAAUUCAGAGUUUGGACAAUGGACGAGUUUAUGAGUCGCUCGGAUUGCAUCUCACUUCACUGUCAUCUGGGGGAUGACACCAGGGCCAUCAUAAACACCGACUCGUUAAGACAAUGCAAGUCGGGAGUCUACAUUGUCAACACCUCGCGAUCGGGCCUGAUCAAUGAGGUUGACUUGGCGGCCGCAUUGAAAAGCGGCCAUGUCAAGGGAGCCGCGUUGGAUGUACACGACAGUGUUCGCUACGAUCCCAACGGUUUGAGUACGUCCGCAAACGGCCAAUCAGAGCAAUGUAGUCAAAGUUUUCAGAUCCGUUGCUCGGAUGCCCGAAUAUUAUAAAUACGCCACAUGCGGCAUGGAUGAAUGAAACUGCAUGCAAGGAACUUAGAGUUCAGGCAGCAAAAGAGGUGUAAACAGACAUAAUCAAGAACGUUUCUAACUAGAAAAAUUCAGAUUCGGAAAGCUAUCAAUGGGCGGUGUCCACAAGACUUGACUCACUGUAUCAAUAAAGAAGCAGUUAUGCGUAAUAACAAUCCAAUAAACCGACGAACAAGUGCAGCUCAUCCACUUCUCAAUAUGGGUAAGCAAAAACUAUCCACAUAACUAAAAAAACUUCGCUUUUUUUCAGGUUUCCCUCUGCCAAACUUCCCGCCCAUGUCAAUGAGUCCCCAUUUCCCGUAUCCAAACCCAUUGCUAGCCAUGGGAGCUCAGAUGGGAGCCCUCAACCCGUUCAUCGGCAACGGAUCCCUUCCCUUCAACCCAGCAGCCGCAUUGUCCACUCUUGCUGCUGCACAAGCCGCUCACGCACAACGGGGAUCGCCAGCCAACCAGUCGAGUCGGUCGAGUCCCAGUCCGAGAACGAACAAGUCUUCGAUGAGUCCUGGAAACAACGGAGUCGUCAAGACGGAGCCAUCAUCGCCGGCCGCCAAAAUCGAGGUAGAUAUCGAGGAGACCGAGAAGCAGUCAAUGAUGACGUUCCUUCAGCGCCUCAUCGGACCUAACGGGGACAGUUCAUCAACCACGGACAGUGGAAUUGAGGGAGGAGACAAAGAGAAGACUGUGUCGGAUGGUGAUGAGAACAUGGAAGAUAUGGAGGUGAUAGAUGCGGAGAAGCUGAAGGAAGAACUGAACAUUGGACAACUCGAAAAGCCGGAGGAGAUCAGCGUUGGACUGAACGGAAAUAGAAUCAAUAUUGACGAUCAACCGUUGGCAAUUUGA
Molecule: messenger RNA, 6983 nt
Organism: Caenorhabditis sp. 36 PRJEB53466
Lineage: Eukaryota; Metazoa; Nematoda; Chromadorea; Rhabditida; Rhabditidae
Source: the annotation of a GenBank genome assembly